UGCAUGACAGAUGAACCACGCCCAAAGGAGGAGAACCCAAAACUUCCUUAAACUCACUUCUGCAGUCACUCGUUCCGUGCGCACUUUAUUCGGAUCCUCCAGAGAAACUGCGCAACCAUGUCGGGAAUGGCAUCCACUCUGGCCCAGAAGCGAGCUCGGGCUGCAGGUUUCGGCACCAACCAGAACGCCAACAAAUACCUGAACCAGGACUUCGAGGCGCUCCGGAGUCAGUGCCUGAGUCAGGGGCAGCUGUUCUGUGAUCCUUAUUUCCCAGCUGCGCCUGAGUCUCUGGGAUUCCGGGAACUCGGACCCCAUUCCUCCAAGACUAGAGGAGUGCAAUGGCAAAGACCUGGAGAGUUGUGCUCCAGUCCCCAGUUCAUCACCGGAGGAGCAACACGGACCGAUAUCUGUCAAGGAGCUUUGGGCGAUUGUUGGCUGUUGGCAGCCAUUGCAUCUCUCACGUUGAACGAAGAUGUGAUGGCCAGGGUGGUCCCCAGCAACCAGGAUUUCGAGUCUAACUAUGCCGGAAUAUUCCACUUUCAGUUCUGGCAGUUCGGUGACUGGGUGGACGUUGUCAUUGAUGAUCGGCUACCCGUGAGGAAUGGCGAGCUGCUGUUUGUCCACUCGGAGGAAGGCAGUGAGUUUUGGAGCGCCCUACUGGAAAAGGCGUACGCUAAGGUAAACGGCUCAUAUGAGGCUCUAUCUGGAGGCUCCACCACUGAGGGCUUUGAGGAUUUCACCGGUGGGAUUGCUGAGCAGUAUGAACUGAGGAGAGCACCAGAUGACAUGUUCCAGAUCAUCCAGAAAGCGCUGGCGUCUGGAGCACUACUCGGCUGCUCCAUAGACAUCACGAGUGCUGCUGAUUCAGAGGCCAUCACACGGCAGAAAUUGGUGAAGGGACACGCCUACUCGCUGACAGGGGCUGUUGAGGUCAAUUACCGUGGUGGUUUGACGAAGCUGGUGCGCAUGAGGAACCCAUGGGGUCAGGUGGAGUGGACUGGAGCCUGGAGUGAUGGCUCGCAUGAGUGGGACUCUGUGGAUCCUUCGGAGCGGCCGAACGCCAGCAUUGAAGAUGGGGAGUUUUGGAUGUCGUUUUCGGAAUUCCUGCAGCAGUACUCGCGUGUUGAGAUCUGCACCCUGACGCCAGACGCCAUCACAAGCGACAAGGUAAAGCCGUGGGGCGUGACCAACUUUCACGGAACCUGGAGGAAGGGCUCCACAGCCGGAGGGUGCAGGAAUCAUCCUUAUACAUUCUGGAUGAACCCGCAGUUCGUUAUCAAGGUGGAGGAUGAGGAUGAAGACCCGGGCUGCAGCCUUGUAGUGGGUCUGAUCCAGAAGAACCGGCGCCGUUUAAGAAAAGAGGGACAAGAUAUGCACACCAUUGGCUACGCCAUCUACGAGGUGCCUUCAGAGUUUGAAGGCCAGAGGAACCUGCACCUGGACAAGAAUUUUUUCUUGAGGCACGCGCAAAAAGCUCGCUCUGAGACCUUCAUCAACCUGCGCGAGGUCAGCACACGGUUCAGUCUGCCUCCUGGCGAAUACCUCAUUGUGCCUUCCACCUUCGAGCCCAACAAGGAUGGUGACUUCUGCCUGCGUGUCUUCUCUGAGAAGCAGACCAAGACAGAGCGCUGUGAUGAUCCUAUUGAUGCUCAGUUAAAGGAUGAAACCGUGUCCGACAGUGAAGUCGAAGAAGGCUUCAGGAACCUGUUCUUGAAACUGGCAGGAAAUGACAUGGAGAUCUCUGCUGCAGAGCUCGGAAAAAUCAUGAACAAAGUUGUCGCAAAACGAACUGACAUUAAGACGGACGGCUUCUCCAUGACCACAUGUCGCACCUUUGUCAACCUCAUGGAUGACACCGGCAAUGGGAAGCUUGGCUUGGGCGAGUUUGCCACGUUGUGGAAGAAAGUGCAGAAAUACAUGGACAUCUAUAAGGAAAACGACAGGGAUGGUUCUGGGAACAUAAGCACAACAGAGCUUCGUGGUGCACUGUCGAGAGCUGGCUUCACCCUGGAUGAUACCAUCUUCCAGAUUUUGGUGGCCCGCAACGCUGAUCCUGACCUCAACAUUGACUUUGAUGACUUUGUGGGCUGCCUUAUGCGAUUGGAGCUGAUGUUCAGAGUUUUCAGGAAGAUGGAUCCCAAGGAAACAGGUUUCUUAGAGUUGGAUUUUGAAAACUGGCUGUACUUAACUAUGAUUUAAGCAGCUCCAGCCUGAGCACAGCAGACAAGAUAAGAGUCCAAUCCUAAAAAUUCUCCAUUGCUUCAACAUGAUUCUUAAGGCAGGCAGUUUACAUCAGGACUUGCAAAAAAAUUUUUUUUUCUCUACAAUAGAUUUAUUCGGAAAGUUAAAAGGGUGCUAUAAUACCAUAUACAGGGAAAUAGCAUGAUGUUAUGGGAUUGCAAAUUGUGCAUAAAUCAUAAAACUAUGCAAAGUAAAGACUUGUGUUUAUUAUAGGCUAUAUAUAUAUAUAUUUUAAAAAAACUAUUAUAUUGUUCACUUUUUGGAUACUUUUUUGAUAGAUGUUUACCAAAAUUUGAAUUUCUUCAUGAUUUUACAUUUUUGUGACAAUCGAGCCAUCACAAAAGUAAAGACUGUGUUGCCUUGGAACAGCCAUAGGCUGAUGUAUCAUGUUUUACAUAGCAUGAUAUCCAAUCGUUACAUCAUUGUAUAAUUCAAAAUCUGCCUUUCGUUUUAUUUGGUUGAAGUUUAAGGGAUAAGGGUGAGGGGAAAAAUGAGGUCUAAGUUUAAAAAACACUAUGCUACUCUUAAAUCUGACAUGCUUGUGUUGAAAUUUAUUAUGAUGUGCUCUAUCUGACAUUCCUUUUCUCUAUGGUUUAGUGUUUAAAGUACCCCUGAAGUCUUAACUGAAAGACAGAUGAUUCAGAGAGCAUCAUGUAUGAGCUCAUUUUAUGAUGUCACAAAACAGACACAAGGGCUUGAACCUAUCACAGACUAGUAUGCUAAAAUAUGCAAAUGAUUAGAAGGUAACUGGGAAAGUUUAGCUAGAAAGAAGACGUGUUUGGAGUGAAUGAAUCAUGGUUGGUAUUGUAUUUUCGAUAAAUCACUUCUAGUAGGACCAUGCUAAUCGAGCGCAGGUUGGUGUACACAUACAGUGUCACGUUUCGCCGUGUUGCUCAAGGGGUGGAGUUUUAUCCAUUUUCAAUUUGUAUUCGUAGAUUGUUGCAUUAUUUGAAGAGAAAGGUGUCGGUCUGUGACUUUUAGGUCUUUUUUGCCAUUGAAAAAUACGUUUCUGAUUUAAAAGGACACCUACAGGGGUACUUUAAUCACCUGAUUUCAUUGUGAGCUUGUGUUUUGGUGGGUGUUUGGUCGAGUGUUGUUGUUGUUGUUUAGUUUUUUCCUCAGUGGUGGUGUCCGUAACUAUUUCACAAUGUACUGACAAAUGUAUUUUGGCUUUUCUUUACCAUUAAACAUCUUUGUAGCUUCAAGAAACAAA
Molecule: messenger RNA, 3454 nt
Organism: Neoarius graeffei (lesser salmon catfish)
Lineage: Eukaryota; Metazoa; Chordata; Actinopteri; Siluriformes; Ariidae
Product: calpain-2 catalytic subunit-like
Exons: 21
Coding region: 118-2199 (693 amino acids)
Biological process (GO): proteolysis
Cellular component (GO): cytoplasm
Molecular function (GO): calcium ion binding; calcium-dependent cysteine-type endopeptidase activity
Source: RefSeq, a predicted model, not a curated record